CAACAAACCCAGCAGGUAUAAAAAGGCAACAUGUGGGUUUCUUUUUCUGCAUAGCCUUUCACACUGUGUCAGAGCCUUUGUGUCUGAGAGACAGAAGCAGAAUGGAGAAGUCCAGGAAAAAAUUUAAUGAUCUUGUAGAAAAGGCAGAAGCGGCUGCCUGUACAAUGCGUCGUGAUGAACUGCUGUUUUCUUACAAUGGAAUUCUCUACCCUACCACUCUUUGUAGUCCUGAAACAUUCAGAGCCUUGGAGUCCUUUGAAGCCAGAAGUGAUGAUAUCAUGUUGGCAGCAUAUCCUAAAUGUGUGGUCUGGGGAUGCUACUUUGAAUACCUUUCCCAAUGGAACAAAUAUGCUGAUGAAGAAAAUGUUAUGACAAUAACUUAUGAAGAGCUAAAAGAGAAUCGUCUCCUGGGUGUGAAAAAGAUAGCUGCUUUCUUAGAGAUUUCACUGACUGAGGAAGAGCUUCAGCUUGUGGUAGAGAGGAGCAGCUUUCAGGCAAUGAAGAAGAACUCUCAGAAGACCCAUGGGGCAAUCGGCGACAUUGUCUUUCGCAAAGGUAGGAAACUGCAAGUGGUUCAGAGGUAGGAAUGUCACCUUCUCAAGAACUUGGGCCUUUCUUAGCUUCUUUUUUUUGCACACAUAUUAUGAUUGCAAGUUAGUCUCAAGCAGGUGAUCA
Messenger RNA from Empidonax traillii (willow flycatcher), 675 nucleotides. RefSeq names its product sulfotransferase 6B1-like. The coding region runs from base 102 to 584 and encodes 160 amino acids. Gene Ontology annotation, biological process: sulfation. Gene Ontology annotation, molecular function: sulfotransferase activity. Gene Ontology annotation, cellular component: cytoplasm. The transcript has 3 exons. NCBI's taxonomy places the organism in Eukaryota, Metazoa, Chordata, Aves, Passeriformes, Tyrannidae. The record is from RefSeq and is a predicted model, not a curated record.